UCCUGGGCCUCGGUACUGGCAGGCUCCGGCCUUGAGAGGUUCUCACCUUGGCAGAGUACAAAUCCUCUAUACAUACCCUUGUGCGGAGGCGCCUACCAAAAGCUGAGUAGAUGAGAUCAUUUCAAACUCUUUUUUUGGAAGAGGUGGUCAAAGGAAAUGGAUAACUAUUCAGACUUCAAUACAAAGAACCUCUCAUCUUCAGCUAAUAUGUCUAUUUCUUUGCCUGGACAAGUUGGACUCAACACCACUGGCGGUACUCCUUCUAUGUCAAUAAGCAGGCUUUUCCCAGCCCUGUUAGAAUGCUUUGGAAUAAUUCUUUGUGGCUACAUAGCUGGAAGAGCCAACAUUAUCACAACAACUCAGGCCAAAGGACUGGGAAAUUUUGUGUCCCGUUUUGCACUCCCAGCUCUGCUGUUCAAAAACAUGGUGGUACUUAACUUUUCUAAUGUGAAUUGGUCCUUCCUGUACAGUAUUUUAGUUGCCAAAGCUGCUGUGUUUUUCUUAGUCUGUGUUUUAACAUUGUUGGUAGCCAGUCCUGAGAAUAGAUUUAGCAAAGCAGGUUUGUUCCCUAUUUUUGCUACACAAAGCAAUGACUUUGCACUGGGAUAUCCGAUAGUUGAAGCUUUAUAUCAAACCACUUACCCAGAAUAUCUCCAGUACAUUUACCUAGUGGCUCCAAUAUCUCUUAUGAUGCUAAACCCUCUCGGGUUUAUCUUCUGUGAAAUCCAGAAGUGGAGAGAUAAUCGCACUGUGUCACAGAGCAAAAUCAAAAUAGUGGGCCUAGCACUCCUUCGAGUUUUGCAGAACCCAAUUGUAUUCAUGGUCUUCAUAGGAAUUGCCUCAAACUUUGUUCUUGGCCAGAAAAUUCCCGAAUACCUCGAAAACUUCCUUGACGGACUGGGCAGUUCAUUUUCUGGCUCCGCACUUUUUUACCUUGGACUAACUAUGGUGGGACAAACAAAAAAACUGACAAAGGGUAUGUUUGUUGCACUGAUCCUUCUCAUCACAGCUAAACUACUUAUGAUGCCAUUUCUCUGUAGAGAAAUGGUGGAACUUUUGGACAAGAGUGACAGCAUAGUCAACCACACCAGUUUAUCAAACUAUGCAUUUCUUUAUGGAGUUUUUCCAGCAGCACCUGGUGUCGCAAUAUUUGCAAGUCAAUUUAAUAUGGAAGUAGGAAUUAUUACCUCAGGCAUGGUGAUAAGCACUUUCGUGUCUGCACCUAUUAUGUAUGUUUCUGCGUGGCUGUUGACCAUUCCAUCUAUGGACCCCAACCCACUGGCAUCUGCACUCCAAAAUGUUAGCUUUGACAUAAGUAUUGUCAGCCUCAUUUCUCUGAUCUGGUCUCUUAUUGUUGUUGUUCUCAGUAAGAAAUACAAACAGCUUCCUCAUAUGAUUACAACAAAUUUACUUGUUGCUCAGUUUAUUGCUUGCAUUGGAAUGAUGGUAUGGAAUUUCAUUGUUAAAGAAGAAGACAUCACCAUGCAGAUCCUAGUAUUUAUAUUUCUCUACAGCUCACUUUAUAGCACCUACCUGUGGACAGGUUUUCUAUCUUUCUCUUUGUUUCUGUUGAGGAAGAGAGAAACAGUAAAGAUUCCCAUUGGAUUUAUCAUCAUAGCUGGAUGGGGUGUCCCAACACUUCUGGUGGGAAUCUUACUAAUUGUUGGCGAACGUAACAACACUAGUAUUGACUCUGCCUUUUUCUAUGGAAAAUACCAGAUAAUUACCACAGCAGUGAUCCUGUUCAUCAGUAUAUUGAUGUCAGGUAUCUCACUUAUGUGCAUGAACAGAAAUAGGCAAGAGUCAAGCUAUGAGAUAUUGAACCCAUAUUCACCGCGUAGCCAAGUGGAGGAAGUUGAAGUGGAAGGGAGUGAGGGGAAUCGAGUUUCAGCCACUGUGCCUCAGCCUUCUGCAGAAUCUUCUGCACAGCCUUCUCGAGGAUCUUCUGCACAGCCAUCUACAGAAAGAGGUUGCUGUUCUUGUCAAACAACAAAUGGUGAAUUAUCCUGUGCUAGAGAGAGCAAAGCAGUGUCAAAUGCUGUUGAAAGCAAGGUUCCUCCAAUUGAGACAGCUGAUCAGUGUGUGAGUUGUUGCAGUGCUCAAACCUGCAUAUUGGCUCAGGAAGAACAGCUUCUACAGACUGGAGACAAACAGCUGGCCAGACAUGUGCUGCUGUGCUUACUUCUUGUUGUCGGCCUGUUUGCUAAUCUUUCCAGUUGUUUGUGGUGGCUGUUCAACCAAGAGCCUGGAAGGCUAUAUGUGGAAUUGCAGUUCUUCUGUGCUGUGUUUAAUUUUGGUCAGGGCUUCAUUUCCUUCGGUAUUUUUGGCUUAGAUAAGCAUUUAAUCAUUCUACCAUUCAAGCGAAGACUUGAAUUCCUCUGGGGAGGAAGAGAAGCAGCAGGGCAUACGGAUCCCUCUGUACCUGAGGAAAUCAGGAUGACCUGUCAACAGUUUGUUCGUUAUCAUAGAGAUCACUGUGUCAAAAGCAUUGUCAGAGGCAGAAGGUGUGGUGCAAAGAUCUCCACUGGCAUCUUCUUUGGCUGUGACCUGGUGAACUGGCUCAUGCAAGUUGGCCUUGCCUCUGACCGUGGUGAAGCUGUGAUGUAUGGUGACAGACUGAUGAAAGGAGGUGUCGUCCAGCAUAUUACGAAUGAAUUUGAAUUUCGGGAUGAAUAUUUGUAUUACCGCUUUAUUCCUAAGAGAUCAGUUGCAGCUGAGAGCCAUUGACCUGAGCAUGUAGGCAGAGGACGGGCAGUUAGGGGUGAACGUGACCAUCUCCUCUGCCUUCACCACUGAAAUUGCAAGAUUUUCUUUCUCAGGGCUCUCAGAGAAUUGUGUUAUUCUCACUUGUAAAGUUAAGAGAUGUGGUUCUACUUGUGUCUAUUCUGAAGGAAAUGGUAGCAAGUGAUAUUUAGUGAGCAUUCCAACCGGAAUGUAACUAGAACAAAACAAGAUGCUCUGGAUUUAGAGCAUUUUUUCCAUUUUGAGCAAAACAAGUAGUAAAAUUAUAUGUGUUGCUGUCAUAUUAUAGAGGCAUUAUAACAGCAGCUUUAGUGGCUGGUGCCACAAAAAAACCCAGCUAACCAAAACAUGAGUGAGAGGUAUUUUUCAUGUUGCUGUAUGUUUUCCAUAUUUUAAUGUGAUGAAAUAUUGAUUCCUGUUUAUGGUCAGGCUUCCCCUUGACUUCAUAGAAGUAGGAUUUCUUCUGUCAUACCCCAGUUUUUACUACUCUACUCUUGUCUAACACCAGGAACUUUUUUUAGCUGUUUACACCUCAGAUCAGGUGGUUUGUUUCUCCCUCAAAGAUAAAAUCCUCGAUUUGUAAAAGUAGAAUUGUUGUGAAGAUGAUUCCGAUGUCAGAGUAUUAAAGUUGAGGAAAUAUUGAGUGGAAUAAAUAAUGGUUUUGUACAAACUUACCAAAUCUUAAAAACAUAAAAAUACCCACCGCUUCCCCAAAUUAGGAAAUGAUAUAAUGGAAUUUCAUAUAAACAAUUGGUUCUGAAGUUUUGCCUUAUGGUGGCAGUAACAGCUUUGUCAAGAGUAGGUUUUUACCUUCUGAAAUUAGCCUUUCCAGUUUAAUUCAGAAGUGCCAGCCUCAAAUAAAGAUGUUAUGGAAGCCUUGGAUACCUGUGCAAGUCAAGAUGAAAAAUUUUAUCAAAUCAUAAAACCUUUUAAAUGAAAUACAAUUACUUUUAAAUCUGUUAUAUAAAGAAACCUAACUGAACAUCCAAGUUAGGGUUUAGAGUAGCUAAAGAUCCUAAAAUUUUAGUAUUGGUUGCCUAACACAGGUUUCUAAUAAGCCUCAGGUAUCCCCCUACGAUGUUUAGUUACUCUAGUGUCAUUCAGAUUCCUGUGCACUGAAGGCAGAAUCUGAGAAUCUGUGUGUCUUCUGCAGUAUUUUGAAAAGGUUAAAGACCAACUGUAGUAUCUGAUAGCUAUUAUGCUGCCCUUUUAAAAAUGCAAAAACAGCAUUUAUAUGUCUAUAUAAAAAAUUUAUAUAGUGAGGGAAAGGAACCCAGAUAUUAAAAAAAAAGUUAUUUGCUCAAGCAUAUGAAUAACUCUUCUCAUCCUUUUUUUUUUUUUGAAGUCUUUCACUUCUUUUUUCCUUUUUUUUUUAGUACACAGGUUUUUUUAAUAGCUACUUAUGCAUCUACUUUGUAUUAAGAAUUAAAAGUGAUUUUAGCAGCAUAAACUACUGUUCAAGAAACAGUUGUUUUAUGGUAGCUAUAACUCCAUGCAAGACUUAUAUUGGAAAAAUAAUUCCUUUUACUGUCAGUCUUAUUGCACAUCUGCAGCAUGCACAGAAACAUAACUGCAUCCUACUGCAUAUGUAUGCUAUACAAACUGACAUAUUUUAAUGUUUUCCAGCAACAAAAUAAUUGACAUUUGUAUCAGGCUGUGGCCACAAAGGAAAACCAUAGCGUAUUUCCAUUACAACUGCUGAAGACGGCUACGUCAAAUAUUUUGGAAUAAUUAGAUACAUGUGACUUAAGAGCAGAAGCCGUGAGUAUGUCUGGCUUCUAAAUACUGUAACUUGUCAAUAAAUCAGUUACUUGAUUUC
Aptenodytes forsteri (emperor penguin) is the source of this 4561-nucleotide messenger RNA. It is a transcript of the gene GPR155, whose product is annotated as G protein-coupled receptor 155. The record is from RefSeq and is a predicted model, not a curated record. Bases 157 to 2727 code for a protein of 856 amino acids. Gene Ontology annotation, biological process: transmembrane transport; intracellular signal transduction. NCBI's taxonomy places the organism in Eukaryota, Metazoa, Chordata, Aves, Sphenisciformes, Spheniscidae. The transcript is spliced from 16 exons. Gene Ontology annotation, cellular component: membrane.